GGUCACCACAUAGGGAAGAUUCUUAUCGCAAACCGAGGAGAAAUUGCAUGCAGAGUGAUGCGAACAGCAAAGAAAAUGGGUGUGAAGUCUGUAGCGGUUUAUAGUGAAGCAGACAAAAAUGCCAUGCAUGUAGCAAUGGCAGAUGAAGCAUAUUGCAUUGGUCCAGCACCUUCACAGCAGAGUUACUUGGCCAUGGAGAAAAUAGUGCAGGUGGCCAAGGUCUCAGCAGCACAGGCUAUUCAUCCAGGUUAUGGUUUCCUCUCAGAAAACACAGAGUUUGCAGAGUUGUGCAAGCAAGCGGGAAUCAUCUUCAUAGGUCCGCCUUCAUCAGCUAUCAGAGAUAUGGGUAUAAAGAGCACUUCCAAAGCUAUAAUGUCUGCUGCUGGCGUUCCUGUUGUUGAAGGUUAUCAUGGAGAAGAUCAAUCAGAUGAGUGUCUAAAAGAACAUGCCAAGAGAAUAGGAUAUCCAGUAAUGAUUAAAGCUGUUCGUGGAGGUGGAGGAAAGGGCAUGAGAAUUGCUCACUCGGAAAAGGAGUUUCUGGAGCAGCUAGAAUCAGCUAGGAGAGAAGCAAAGAAGUCUUUCAAUGAUGAUGCAAUGCUGAUUGAGAAAUUUGUGGAUAAUCCAAGGCAUGUUGAAGUCCAAGUAUUUGGUGACCAGCAUGGCAAUGCAGUGUAUUUGUUUGAAAGAGACUGCAGUGUGCAAAGGAGACAUCAGAAGAUCAUUGAAGAGGCACCAGGGCCAGGAAUUAAUCCUGAAGUUCGAAAGAGACUUGGAGAAGCUGCUGUCAAGGCAGCUAAAGCAGUGAAUUAUGUGGGAGCAGGAACAGUGGAAUUUAUUAUGGACUCCCAACAUAAUUUUUACUUCAUGGAGAUGAAUACCAGACUGCAAGUAGAGCACCCAGUUACAGAGAUGAUCACUGGAACAGACUUGGUGGAAUGGCAACUUCGGGUUGCAGCAGGAGAGAAGAUUCCCCUAAUGCAGGAAGAGAUUCUACUCCGGGGCCAUGCGUUUGAAGCUAGAAUAUACGCAGAAGACCCUAAUAAUAACUUUAUGCCAGGGGCUGGGCCAUUGUUGCACUUAUCCACCCCACCGCCUGAUAGGUUCACCAGGAUAGAAACUGGAGUCAGACAAGGUGAUGAGGUUUCUGUUCAUUAUGAUCCAAUGAUUGCAAAGCUAGUUGUUUGGGCUGAGGAUCGUCAAGCAGCACUGAGAAAGUUGCGGUACAGUUUGCAUCAAUAUAAUAUUGUAGGAUUAAGCACUAAUAUUGAUUUCUUACUGAGUCUGUCGGGACACCCACAGUUUGAGGCUGGAAAUGUGCACACUAAUUUCAUUCCUCAACACCAUGAUGAACUAUUUCCAACCAAAAAGGCAACCCCACAUGAAGUUAUGUGUCAGGCAGCUCUAGGACUCAUACUGAAAGAGAAAAUGCUAACAGAUGCUUUUAGAGAUCAGUCAGAUGAUAAAUUCUCGCCAUUUGCAUCCAGCACUGGUAGAAGAAUAAAUAUACGCUAUACUAGAAAACUGUCUCUGCUGGAUGGGGAAAACAUUGUGGAUGUAGCUGUAAGUUACAAUCAAGAAGGGUCAUACAACAUGCAGAUUCAAGAUAAAACAUUCCUGAUUUCUGGAGAGAUCUUCAAUGAAGGUGAUUCAGUUUACUUGAGGUCUUCAGUAAAUGGAACAGUGUGUAAGUCCAAAUUGGUCAUUUUGGACAACACCAUUUAUCUCUUCUUUCCGGAAGGUAGUGCUCAGAUUGGCCUUCCUGUGCCCAAGUACUUAUCUGCAAUGAGUUCAGUGGGAAUGCCAAGUGGUGCUGUAGCACCCAUGACAGGCACAGUUGAAAAGGUGUUUGUGAAAGCAGGGGAUAAGGUUCAGACUGGAGACCCUCUAAUGGUUAUGAUAGCUAUGAAAAUGGAG
Molecule: messenger RNA, 1914 nt
Organism: Leptosomus discolor (cuckoo roller)
Lineage: Eukaryota; Metazoa; Chordata; Aves; Leptosomiformes; Leptosomidae
Source: RefSeq, a predicted model, not a curated record